AAAAAGAGUGAAAAAGCGAUCCAUCACCUUUCACUAAGUUCUAAACAAUUAGCAAAGUCAACAAAGGUAACAGCCAGGUUCAGACCAUGUUCAGGCAGGUUCAGCCACGUUCAGGCAGAAGUAAUGGAAACGCAGAAGAUCAACUUUAAAAAUCUGGCUCGUUUUGUUCAAUGCAAGAGUGAGCCAAUAAAACCAAGCAGUAGGCAAAUACAGCAAAGUUUUCGUGUCAACGUCGUCGUCCUUGGCUCAAGUGGAUGUGGAAAAACAGCGGUCAUUAAACGGUUUUUGGGCAAGCCAUUACCUAAAACACAUAUACCAACGUUAGAGGAUGUUUAUGACGGACAUUACACAUUAAAGUCGUUUCACACUACAGUUCUUUUACGCAUUUAUGAUACUGAUGGUUCAGAUCGGUUUCCAGCCAUGAGAAAUUUGGCAAUCAGCGAAGGACAAGCAUUUAUAAUCAUGUACAAGUUGAACAGUAAAGAAUCGUUUAGGAUAGCAAAGGAAACUGUUGACGAGGUUUUACAAGCGAAAGGAGAAGGAGUGCCAAUUUAUUUAGUCGGAAACAAAUGCGACAAACCCUCAACAGACCACGUUGUCGCCACUGAUGAAUCGAUUGCAGUGAGUCGCGAAAAAAAAUGCUAUUUUACGGUCACCUCUGCAUUGAUGGGAAUAAAUAUAGAUAAAGUAUUUCGUGAACUUGCCUUGCUAAUGGUUGAGCGACGGUCACUUAGGGUGGACGAAAGAUUUAAAUCAUCAAGUCUGCUUGAUAAAAAAACUGAUACGAAUGAGUGAUUGGACGGCGAACGAUCUGUUGUUCUCUUUGUUGCGAAAUUAUUUAGGUGACACCUUCGAGAACGAUUCAACCGAUGGAACCUCAUUUGUAGCUGUACACUGACAAGCACGCUCUACCCUCAUGACAUGUGCCAAGUAUAAGGCUCACUAAAAUCUCUCCGUUGUGACAAUGAAAAAAGAUAUUUAUUUUGUCCAGUCUAGCGUAAGAACUGAAGAUGCAUAACUAUUUUAUAAGUCAAACGUAUGCAUACCCUGUAAAAUAUAUGCAUUAGAAAUAAUGUAAUAUUAUUUAUUUCCAAACAAUACCAUUUUAUACGUACUUCGAAGAAAACAAAUGUUUCAAAACGAGCAUUUAUUUUGUAUUAUAAGUUGAAGUGGUGUCGCGAUGCCAUGAGUAUUUGAAAUUACUCGCUUAUCAUAAUAUUUGAUCCUCCUAUAGUAUUUUUGGAAACUUUAUCACGAAGCAAAGUGAGGGUUGAGUGUUUUGACUAGCAACUAAUUGACAAAUUUUGUUUGUGUAAAAUCAUAUCCUCGACAAGUAUCGACCUAUUUCGUAUCACUUUGUCUUUUGUUUACAGUCCGCAUAAAAAAACACACACAAAAAAUCUGCGUGACAUAAUAUAAUUACGUUGUGAUUUAAAAAAUGUUGAAUAAAAGCAAACUAAGCAUUUUUUUUAGAAAUA
This is a messenger RNA of Xenia sp. Carnegie-2017, 1478 nucleotides long. RefSeq names its product GTP-binding protein Di-Ras1-like. The transcript has 2 exons. The record is from RefSeq and is a predicted model, not a curated record. Bases 124 to 795 code for a protein of 223 amino acids. Gene Ontology annotation, molecular function: GTP binding; GTPase activity. NCBI's taxonomy places the organism in Eukaryota, Metazoa, Cnidaria, Anthozoa, Malacalcyonacea, Xeniidae.